Molecule: messenger RNA, 828 nt
Organism: Aspergillus mulundensis
Lineage: Eukaryota; Fungi; Ascomycota; Eurotiomycetes; Eurotiales; Aspergillaceae
Exons: 1
Coding region: 1-828 (275 amino acids)
Source: RefSeq, a predicted model, not a curated record
AUGUCUAACACUACAUCCACAGCUCAUACCAUCCGCCCCCGUACGCGGCAAGCAGAAACAAAGGACGAAAAAUCUGAAGUCCUCCCCUACUUCCUAGGUGUGGAAUGCGACUCCACCACCUGCGCGUUCUGCAUCGUGCGGCGCAGGCUCGAGAAAUUGUCGAUGGCGAUGGCAAUGGCUGAUACCAGUACCCCUGACCCCGUAUAUUCGCAAGGUGACGCGGAUGCGGACUGGGUGCACUUCUCACCCCACGAGGCGGACGAGAUGGGAAUGCAGGGGGACGGGUCAGGCUGGAUUUCCAACUUGAGCUUGAGCUUGGAUGGUGGUGGAAGCCGGAACCGGGGCCGAGACGGAUCGGCUCUUUUGGUCCUGCCUGAGCGCAUCCUCCUGACCUCGCCAGAUGACGAUGGGGAAUUCGCCCCGGGCUUGCAGUUCGUACUCUGGUCUAUAACAGAGGACCAGGAUGAGGAUGAAUUUGAAAUUGAGGUUGGGAUUGGGAAUGAGAAUGAGGAUAAAUACGAAGAUGGAUAUCGCGAUGAAGAAGAAGAGGUGUCCAUCAAUAUGAAAAUGGACAUGGACAUGGAGAUGGAGAUGGAAAUGGAAGACAUGGAAAUGGAACCCUGCACGCGGAUGCCCAACUGGAGGUCUGCGGCAUGGGCACCGCCGCCUGCCAUUAUCGAGGAGGGCGAAGAGGACGAGGAUUGCGAGGUUCAGACCGAGCCUUCUGCUUCGGGGUGGAUUCAUGCGGGACUGCUCCCGUCCAGCGAUGCUGCGGCUUUGCGCGCGUAUUAUUCCGAGCUGGAUAAGGGGGUGAGGAGGAGGUCGUGA